UGCAACAAAAAUAGAAAUAAACUUUAUAAUAAAUGAGAGAUAUUCUAAUAGAAUAUAACAUUUUAUAUACGACAAGCAUAAUCUGUAUUCUUUACUUUAUUUAUUAUUAUUAUAAAUAAUAAUAAAUAAAGUAAAGAAUACAGAUUACUUUUAUUUAUUUAUUUUAUUUAUUUUUUUUUUAUUUUUUUUUACUGGUGGGGAUCACGUUCUGUAAUGGAGAUGAAUGUUUUCAAACGCUCUCUUCAAUGCUCUAACCGAAUGAAUAACAAAUAUUUUUGUUGCAUAUAUAUUAUUAAUAAUAGACUAAUGUUAUUAUAUGAUCAUGUAUAUCUAGGACCUCUUUAAUAUUAACCCUGCUUUAAUACGACUAAUCUACCCUUAUGCUUUCUACCCCCAGGUGAUGAACCCCCUGGACGCCAUUUGCAACAAGCCAAGGAAAGAUGCCAUUUGCGUCAGCCAACUGAGAAAUGCCAAGAAGGUUGAUCAAGCCAUCUUGCAGGAAAGACCCGAUGUCAAGAUUUUCCUGCCAUUCAGAUUUUACUUUUGGAAACCGAAGGAUCUGUUUAAGUUGCACACAUAUAACAGAUAUUUAGCCGCCACUGGUGGGGAUCACGUCAUCAGUUUAAUAGACGAAAUAUCGUUCCAAUUCCCCGGGUCUCCGCCUCUGUCACAGAUAGACGAUAUUCCACCAGAACAGUUCUGUAAUGGGGAUAACAGGCCAGAAGAGUGUGGAUUCAAUUGCGAAUGUACGCACGCAGUUGACAUCCCGAUGAAUGCCAUAGUUGAAGUCGUUUUAGUUGACGAAGUACAAUCUCCCAAUCUGAGCCAUCCGUUCCAUCUGCACGGGUACUCGUUCAACGUGGUUGGUACUGGUAGAUCACCUGAUCAGAACGUGAAGAAGAUCAACCUAAAACACGCCCUGGACUUGGAUAGAAGAGGACUGCUGCACAGGCAGUUCGACUUGCCACCAUUCAAGGAUACUAUAGCAGUACCUAAUAACGGUUACGUUAUUUUUAGAUUUAGAGCAGAUAACCCAGGCUAUUGGUUGUUCCAUUGCCAUUUCCUGUUCCACAUAGUCAUAGGUAUGAACCUCCUGAUACACGUUGGAACCCAAGACGAUUUACCACCUGUACCUCCCAAUUUCCCAAAGUGCGGAAACCAUCUACCUCCCAUUACACCUCACUGAGAGACAUCCUGAAGACUAGAAUAAAAUCUAAAUAAUCAAAACUGUGUCUGAAGACAUUUUAAAAGACAUAUUACCAACUGAUAUCGGCAUUUUUUUAAUUUAUAAAAGAAUGUGAUAGAUGAUAAGUCAUAUAAAGUUAUUAACAAAAAUGAUCUUAAGGUGGAUUAUUUUAUUUUCGAUAUUUUUUAAAUCUUUUGUAAGUAAAAUAUAAGAAUUACAGGGUAUCGAUACAAAAAGUUUGUUAAAAUUUGUUAAAAUUAUAAUAAUUGUAUAAUGACUAACACUCAGGGACUAUUAAUAAGCGUAGUACCACCAUUAUCACAAGAAAAAAUAAAUAAAAAGGUGUAUGGUAGAAACAUUAUGCAGUCAAGAAAUGUUACUGACUUAUAAUAUAGUAUAUACGGUACGAUUAAAAAAAGGCGUCAAAGACAGCUGGGGAAUGACAAUCUCUGAUAAUUGGCGAAGUCAAUUUCUAAACAUUUUUUUUAAAAAUUGACAUAAAACUUGAGAAAAAUCAAAACCUUCAAGGACAACUGUCAAGUAAAUGACGUCUAGAGCUCGGCCUCGCCAAAAUUAUCAUCGAUUACCAUUCCCCAGACGUUUUUGAUGCCGUUUUUCGAUUGUAUGGUAUUUAAACACUUAAAAAAAUAUAACUUUAUUCUAAAAAUAAAUUAAAAAAUAACUCUCUAACACCUUGUAUAAAGAAAAGACUAAUUAACAAUAAUAUACUUAUAUCUACAAAAACACAAAUUAUAUUUUCUAUUCUACCAAUUCAUUCUUAAUUACAUGUAUAUAAGGAUUUGUAUGUAAUAAUUAAUUAUAUGUAUUUGUUCUUCUGCAAUGUACAGGUCCUUAUAUUGUUUGCAGUAACAAAAAAAACGGAUGAUUGUAUAUAUAAAUAGUCAAUAAUUUAGCCAUAUAAGACAAAGAAAAUCAUACGCUAUUAUAUUUGUAAGAAGAAAUUUAUUAAAAAUGUUAAGAACGAAAUAAAGAAAUAAAUUAUAAAGAUGA
Messenger RNA from Sitophilus oryzae (rice weevil), 2197 nucleotides. Its product is annotated as laccase-7-like. Gene Ontology annotation, molecular function: oxidoreductase activity; copper ion binding. Gene Ontology annotation, biological process: iron ion transport. Gene Ontology annotation, cellular component: plasma membrane. The transcript is spliced from 4 exons. Lineage: Eukaryota; Metazoa; Arthropoda; Insecta; Coleoptera; Curculionidae. The record is from RefSeq and is a predicted model, not a curated record. Bases 401 to 1186 code for a protein of 261 amino acids.